AUGCCUCGCCAUCGCAAGGGAAGUGGAAUAUUCGACUCCUAUGGUUUGCCAAAACCUAUCAUUGGAGUCGUGCAGACUACUACCAAAACGACUGCCAGCACAAGUACAGGCACCAGGCACUUGAUCGAACAUUCGGCGACACCAAACCAAUCUUCAGGACAAAAUGGAUAUAAAUUGAUACAGAGCACGUUGAUGCCAAAGCUAGCAGAUGGCUUGGCGUAUAAUACUCCAGAUAGACCUCCAUCGUUGCAAUAUAUUUCGGCUUUGAAAAGGACGUGCAAAUUCAUGGCAAAAUACUUUGAAGAAAACUCAAUUACAUCCUUUUCUCCAGCGGGGGCGAGAAAAGGAGAUAGAGUUGUAUUCGCAGAGCCUGUAGCAACCUACAGGUGUAACGGUACAGGAAAAACCUUUGGAAUGAUCCGUCUCAAAGGUGAGGAGGUAAAGUUUAAAGCAGCAAGUGGUUGGGGAAGGAGAGAGCAUGACGAUUCGUUAAGGGACAACGAAUUUUGCUCAGCUGACAACUAUCCGUGUUCUAGUUGUAAAGAACUAGACCACAGACAAUAUCCUAUUUCUUCCAUACAAAGCGGUGCUAAUCUAUCGAUUUUACAGCAAGUAUUGCAAUUUUGCAAUUAUUUAGGCUUUAAACUUCAAAGGAAUUGCUGGGACAAGACUGAAAUCGGAAGAUACGCAGCUUGCCACGUCGAGAAGAAGCUCAUACUGAUGCUCGUACUGGAUCUGAUCUACGACUCGGAGACCGGCGACAUAGCGAUGCACAGAUUAGAAGAGCUUUGGAACCUGAAUACACCCCUCCAAGCACAGAUAUACAUCGAUAAAGACCCCUGUGAGAGUUGCAGACACUUUGCUGCUAUAUUGAGGGAUUCGACGGGCAUCGAAUUUGAAAUAAUUGCUGCAAAAACUUUCGUGGAAGCAGAAUGGGUGAAGGUGGAUGGGAAGAAGCAGCUCCGGGCGAAACAUACUGCACAAAAAGGGCAAUCUCAAAUAACGAAGUACUCAAUGUCCAAGACAGGAAUGACGGUAGACUACAACACACCUGAGGUUUCUCCAUCUCGGAAAAACAAAUAUGAAGGGAAGCGGAAGAGAUUAUUGAAUGACGAGGAUGACGGCCUUGAUGAUGAACCAUUCAUCUUCCAUUCUAAUGAUCUGCUACCAAAAGUCACAAGAUUAAACGGUCACCCUCGAACUGUCGAUCAAGUCAACAGAUCGAAGUCUAACUUAUCUACCCUUCACUUGAGGAAGCCAACCCCAACGCCUAACGUGCAGAAAGAUCUUGCCAGCAACACGCACUUGCCUUCAUCUAAACAACGAAGCACGAGAGUGGAUAUGAAGUCCACGAAAUAUAGCCUGCCUUUGAGUUCGAAAAACUACGCCAAAGCACCUCCACCACUAGACCCAGUAGUGGACCACUACUCUACGUCAGUAAAGAGUGGCAGGCUGCACGGCCAUGCUGUACCUUCUGAGCGAUCACGAGCAAUAGCGGAGUUUCAGCAGGCAAAAAGGAGUUUACUUUCCAAGCCGGUAGAUCGCAACUUGCUAAGCCGUCGCAAUGUGCCAUCCAUAUAUUCACCCGCCGGAAUGGAUGUUUACACAGCAUCUGAUGAUUUGGAUUCCAUGAGCUUGAGAAGUUCGAGAACAGCUUCACCCGAGAGAUCUACAGAUGCUUUACCUACCCCAGAAAUAACGCCCCCGACAAGACAUGCAAGAAAUUGA
Molecule: messenger RNA, 1728 nt
Organism: Botrytis porri
Lineage: Eukaryota; Fungi; Ascomycota; Leotiomycetes; Helotiales; Sclerotiniaceae
Exons: 3
Coding region: 1-1728 (575 amino acids)
Source: RefSeq, a predicted model, not a curated record